Molecule: messenger RNA, 333 nt
Organism: Puccinia triticina
Lineage: Eukaryota; Fungi; Basidiomycota; Pucciniomycetes; Pucciniales; Pucciniaceae
Exons: 4
Coding region: 1-333 (110 amino acids)
Biological process (GO): G protein-coupled receptor signaling pathway
Cellular component (GO): heterotrimeric G-protein complex
Molecular function (GO): G-protein beta/gamma-subunit complex binding; G protein-coupled receptor binding; guanyl nucleotide binding
Source: RefSeq, a predicted model, not a curated record
AUGAUCCAAUCCCUACCAAGCCAGAUGGAGAAGGACUAUCUUGAACCUCAUGUCGUCGCAGCCAUUCAUCAACUGUGGCAAGACCCAGGUGUCCGGCAAUGUUUUGAGCGCAGUCGGGAGUACCAGUUAAAAAACUCUGCGGCCUACUAUUUUGAUUCAAUUGACCGAAUCAAACAGCCUCAUUACGUCCCAGAUGAUCAGGACAUACUGCAUCCACGAGUAAAAACCACCGGAAUUACCGAAACUGUGAUUGUGAUUGGAGAGCUCAACGAGUACGACCAGAUGCUCUAUGAGGACGACUCGGUGAAUGCAGGAAUCCCUCAACCUAUUUGA